UCUAUGUUCGCUACUGAAACCGAUAUAAUCGUGACUUCUCCGAAGGGCUAAUUUUUAUCUGUAACGUUCCUGCUGUUGCUGCCUACUGGCGUAUGCGCGGCUCUGGUUAUCUUAUCUUUAUUUCCCCUUGAAUGUGCUCAAAUUGUGUUUGUAUUGCGCUUGAUAAAGGCUGCUUCAACGUGUUUGGCAUUGUACUAACAGACCUUUUGAUGGUAUUAGUUUUAAAGGACACACUGGAAAAAAGAGGUGCGCUUGGACAAAUAAAAGCCAGAAUCAGAGCUGAAGUUUUUAAGGCAUUGGAUGAUCAAAGUGUGCCACGGCCACCACUUUCUCAUGAAAAUCUCUUAAUCAACGAGCUAAUUCGUGAAUACCUGGAAUAUAACAAAUAUAAAUAUACAGCAUCUGUUUUAACUUCAGAAGCUGGCCAGCCUGAAGUGCCUUUGGAUAGACAAUUUCUUGCCAAAGAGCUGAAUAUAGUGGAAGACACAAAUGGAAAAUCAGUCAGACCUCUCUUGUAUGGAAUUAUCUCUCAUUUCUUACAUGCUGGUAAAGCAGAAAGUACUCAGAAUACCCUUCCAAAAAUGUCUUUGCUCAAUUACCCAAAGCAGAACCUUGGCAAACUACCCAUUGAGAGAAAUCAAAAAGAUAGAAUUCCAGAACCAGGGAGGAUGGCUGGCACAAGCAUUGAGGAGCCCCUUGUUCUGCAAAGUAUAAACAGAUGAUAGCUUCAUAUGCUUAUUUCUCAUGCAAAGUUCUGUAAUUUAGGAAAUUCCUUGUUGCUUAGAUUUCCCCAGCAUGGCCAGUGAGGCCAUUUCAGCUUGUUGAAUUUACCCAUGAGGCAGGCUGGUGGGAUCAUACUGUCAAUGAAAAAGCUGUUAGCAAAAUCUCUCUUCCCUCAGUGCUGAUAGAAGGAAAACUCUGUAUGAAGUCAGAUCAGUAAAGCCUGUGUCUAGAACUGGGCCUAAAAAUACUGGGUUUACUUUAUAAGAAAUCUCACAGAUAAUAUAAUUUCUGCACUUUGCUUUAUGUACUGUGCCUUUGUGUGUCUGUAAUGUGUUUCUGAAUAAAAUGUUUCCAUUUCUAUUCCCUGUGGUAUUCUGAAAGUGUUCAACCCAAACAUUUUAAUCACUCUUGUUUCUAAAGAAGGAGCUGCUACUUCCAGAUAAAUAUGGGAAAAUACAUUUUAAUAGACAAUUAAAGUGCUUUAGAGGAAGAGUUGGGUUUAAUUCUCUGGAAAUUAGGACUAUAUUUAUCUUCAUGCCAGCAAGCGAGAGUGGGUAAGUCUAUUCCAUCUGGAGCUGCUAUAAAUUGUAUGGUGUAACACUGAGUAUGUGGGA
Molecule: messenger RNA, 1337 nt
Organism: Dryobates pubescens (Downy woodpecker)
Lineage: Eukaryota; Metazoa; Chordata; Aves; Piciformes; Picidae
Gene: CEP20
Product: centrosomal protein 20
Exons: 4
Coding region: 132-722 (196 amino acids)
Biological process (GO): microtubule anchoring; cilium assembly
Cellular component (GO): ciliary basal body; centrosome; motile cilium
Molecular function (GO): protein binding
Source: RefSeq, a predicted model, not a curated record